This is a messenger RNA of Klebsormidium nitens, 1405 nucleotides long. The record is from the annotation of a GenBank genome assembly. Lineage: Eukaryota; Viridiplantae; Streptophyta; Klebsormidiophyceae; Klebsormidiales; Klebsormidiaceae.
CCUCUAGAUUGCGAGCAGCUGCAGGGAAGAAGAAGACGAGGUCCUACACACUGUACUGUGUACACAGCCUGGCCCUAGUCAUGCCGUGACUCUGAGCCUCUCCUGACUUCGAAGUUCGAGAAGCAGACAGCAGAAAGCAGCGCAGGAUCACGAAGACGGAGAGGGCUAUCUGGAGCAACUUUUCUCAAUAGUUGGGCUCACUCAGUUUUGAAUAACGAAGAGAGAGAAGCGCAGAAGUGUCCGGGAACACAAAGAAGUUUCACAGCAGAUUUGCGCAGUCAGGAAAUCUUGAACUGAAAGGGACGCCAAGACCGAACGGUCGACCGCAAGGUUGAGCACAGGAGAGGAGCAUUUGAAGAGCGUUUAUUGUAUCCCUAUACCAAACAUGAAUCCUGAAUAUGAUUACCUCUUCAAGCUUCUUCUAAUUGGGGACUCAGGUGUGGGAAAAUCGUGCCUCUUGCUGCGGUUUGCGGAUGAUUCCUACUUGGAAAGCUACAUCAGCACAAUCGGGGUUGACUUUAAGAUCCGGACCGUGGAGCUAGACGGCAAGACCAUCAAGCUGCAGAUUUGGGAUACGGCUGGCCAAGAGCGCUUCCGGACUAUCACGAGCAGCUACUACCGGGGCGCGCAUGGAAUCAUUGUUGUUUACGACGUCACUGACCAGGAGAGCUUCAACAAUGUCAAGCAGUGGCUCAACGAGAUUGACCGGUAUGCAAAUGAGAAUGUGAACAAGCUGCUGGUAGGAAACAAGAGCGACCUCACGGCAAAGAAGGUGGUGGACACAAAGACGGCUAAGGCGUUUGCUGACGAGAUUGGCAUUCCUUUCCUGGAAACCUCCGCCAAAAAUGCCACAAACGUCGAGCAGGCUUUCAUGACCAUGGCCGCCGAAAUCAAGAACAGGAUGGCGAGCCAGCCAGCCGUGAGCAACAAGGGUGGGGUGACCGUAAAGCCAGGGGAGAGCCGGCCCUUGCCUCAGAAGAGCAGCUGCUGCUCGUAGACUGGCGCGCUGUGUCACAAGACAAAUUGCACAUAGUAACGUCGCACAAGCAGGGCCUUUGCUUGAACCCUCAAGUCCGUUUGGCAGCUAAAUCAAGUGUACAAUGGACUGCUAUUCGUUGAGACCCUGGACAUAGUUGGAGAGGUUAUUGCAGUUGUUGGACAUACUUGCGUCACGUUUGACACCAUAUGAUGCUUCAAAGGCCGGUAGUAGGAAUUUUUUUGCGGACCUGUACACGUUUUUGGUCUGCCUAAGCGCAACCAUUCUAUGCUUAUUCACGUAGGUACUUGAUGUUUGAUGUUUGUCACGAGGCCCUCUUUUCGACGGUCUUUCAUGCAUCCUAAGUUACAGAUGGAUGGUCGGAUGACCGGAAAAGACAGUUGUCUGAUCCUUAAUCGAAAUUUUCAC